CCAUGGGGUAGGCGGGGAAACGGAAGUGGGCGGUGCUCAGGCUGCCUGGGAAAUGUCAGCCUCUUGACUGGGGACGGGUUUUCCUUACGGCGGAGCCUGCGGGCCUUCUAGUGAUCGUCACCGCCGUCGCCUCGGAGAGUGGGUCCCAGAUCCUGGACGAUUGCGGCCGACGCGGAGUUUCCCGGUCCUUCCAGACACUGUCUGGCGAGAUCGGACCGUGAGCCCGAUGGGGAGAGCGUGAGGCACUGUGGGGUCGAGGGUCUGAGGCCGAGAGCAAGCGGAGAUCGAGAGGACCACGGAGACCCCGAGCACCCGCCGCCACGGGCCUAACUAAGUUCCCGGUCACGGAGAGGAGGUGGUAGCCCGGCCCGCUGGCCAGAUAUGAUCCAGACCUGCUCAUGAAUGACUUUUGGUUAGUCAGAGUGAACAUUCAAUAAUGAGUGGUGCAGCUUUGGGACUCGAGAUUGUUUUUGUCUUUUUUCUGGCAUUAUUCCUACUUCAUCGAUAUGGAGACUUUAAGAAACAGCAUAGACUUGUAAUUAUUGGAACACUGCUAGCUUGGUAUCUCUGCUUUCUUAUCGUCUUCAUACUGCCUCUGGAUGUUAGUACGACAAUAUACAACCGGUGUAAGCAUGCAGCCGCAAACUCAAGCCCUACCGAGAACAGCAACAUUACAGGAUUCCACGCAACUGCUACCCCAGUUCCAAGCCAACAUCCAUGUUUCAAGCCAUGGAGUUACAUUCCUGAUGGAAUCAUGCCAAUUUUCUGGAGGGUAGUAUAUUGGACAUCACAAUUUUUAACAUGGAUUCUGUUACCUUUUAUGCAGUCCUAUGCAAGAUCAGGAGGGUUUUCCAUCACUGGGAAGAUCAAAACUGCACUGAUUGAGAAUGCAAUCUAUUAUGGCACCUACUUGCUGAUUUUUGGAGCAUUUUUAAUAUAUGUAGCUGUAAACCCACAUUUGCACUUAGAAUGGAACCAGCUUCAGACAAUUGGAAUAGCUGCAGCAAAUACAUGGGGCCUGUUUCUCCUCGUGUUGUUAUUGGGAUAUGGUUUGGUAGAAAUUCCUCGGUCGUACUGGAAUGGAGCAAAAAGAGGUUAUCUACUUAUGAAGACAUAUUUUAAGGCAGCCAAACUGAUGACAGAAAAAGCAGAUGCAGAAGAGACUUUAGAAGAUGUCAUGGAGGAGGUUCGUAAAGUGAAUGAAAGCAUCAAGUAUAACCACCCAUUGAGAAAAUGCAUUGACACGAUACUUAAAAAGUGUCCUACAGAGUAUCAGGAAAAAAUGGGUAGGAACAUGGAUGAUUAUGAAGAUUUUGAUGAAAAGCAUAAUACCUACCCAAGUGAAAAAAGUCUGGUAAAACUACAUAAACAGGUGAUUUAUUCAGUUCAGAGACACCGUCGAACUCAAGUACAAUGGCAGAUUCUUUUGGAACAAGCAUUUUAUCUCGAAGAUGUAGCAAAAAAUGAAACUAGUGCUACUCGUCAGUUUGUUCACACCUUUCAGUCACCAGAGCCAGAAAAUAAAUUUCUCCAAUAUUUUUAUAAUCCUACAGUUGAAUGGUACUGGGAAUGUCUUUUGAGACCGUGGUUUUAUAGGAUACUUGCUGUGGUUUUGUCCAUCUUCUCUGUGAUUGUUGUGUGGUCAGAAUGCACAUUCUUUAGCACUACACCUGUCUUAUCCCUCUUCGCAGUCUUCAUACAGCUGGCUGAGAAAACAUACAAUUAUAUUUAUAUAGAGAUUGCUUGUUUCCUGAGUAUCUUCUUUCUGAGUAUCUGUGUUUAUUCUACUGUGUUCAGGAUUCGUGUCUUUAACUAUUAUUACUUGGCUUCACAUCACCAGACUGAUGCUUACAGCCUUCUCUUCAGUGGCAUGUUAUUUUGCCGUUUGACUCCUCCUUUAUGUCUUAAUUUCUUGGGUUUGACCCAUAUGGAUUCGUCCAUCUCUCACCAGAAUACUCAGCCAACUGCUUAUACAUCUAUUAUGGGUUCCAUGAAAGUUUUAUCCUUUAUUGCAGAUGGAUUCUACAUAUAUUAUCCUAUGUUGGUGGUUAUUCUCUGCAUUGCUACUUACUUUAGUUUGGGAACGCGUUGUUUGAAUCUGCUUGGUUUCCAGCAGUUCAUGGGAGAUAAUGACAUGACAUCAGACUUGGUUGAUGAAGGAAAAGAAUUAAUCAGACGAGAGAAGAGAAAAAGGCAAAGGCAAGAAGAAGGUGAAAAUCGAAGAAGAGAAUGGAAAGAACGUUAUGGACACAAUAGAGAAGACUCCACUAGAAACAGAAAUGUUCAUGUUGACCCGAAAGAAUCAAACCUCUCAGAUAUUAGUACCAACCGAUCAGCAUCCAAAUAUACCAGGGCUAAUAACAGGACGGAAAGGGACCGAAUAGAGCUCCUCCAAGAUGUAGAACCUUUGGAUUUUAAUGCAGAAACAUUCACUGAUGAUCCUCUUGAAUCUGAACCAGGAAGAUCAUUUCUUUAUCCACCUUUCAGGUAUCAGCCUGGUGGACGAUACCUCUCGAUGUCUCACAGCAGAAUAUUCGAUGAUGUUUAAAGUCUGAAAGAAUUUAUGGAACAACUAACCAAGAUCAACACAUCAGUUCAGUCUUUACGAACAUAUGUAUGCCCUAGAAUUUACACUGUACUCUUAAUGAAAAGUGUCAGGACAAAAAUGGCACUGAAAGUAAUCUCAGUAAUCAUAGUUUAUUGCCUAUUGAUUAGAGUGUCAUCUUUUCUCAUAGGAUUUAUUACCAUUCCUGAAGUGUCUGCCUUAGAAGUACAGGUGUAAUGGAAGGAUUCAGUUCAUGAUAGAAAUCAGUAUAUGUUGAGAAUAUGUAGUUCAGUUUGUUUCAGGUUAAUUUUUUUCAGGAAAGUUGUUUUAAAGGUCCAGGAAAGCCAUAAGUCAUGACUAAAUAACAUCAUACGUCUUAUUGUUGUGAUUUACAUUUUUGCUGUUUCUAAAGAAUAUGUUAAUCCUGUAUUUCCCAAAGAGAUGGAAACCACAAAUAAUAAUGGUAUUUUCAAAACCCAUGUCUUAAAACAAGGCUUACUUACCAGACAUAACUGAAUGUAGAAAGCUCUUUUUCACCUCUAUAUGCAAAUUUUGGGGGUUUUUGCAUGUGUAAUUAAGAUGAUACUUCAACUGACAGUGUUAGUAUCUUCAGCAUGUGUACUAUAAUCAGGUGAUGUAUUCUUUCAGUCUUUGGUAGAAACUGGAAAUUAUUUUACGCUUUUGGUAUUGCUUUGUAAAAGAUUUUCAUUUCAGGGAGAAAUGUUCACCUUUAUCAUUUAGCAUAUUGACUUACGUGUUGAUCUUUCCACUCAAGGAAAAUCUGAAGCAUUAAUGGUAAAUAGCAGGUGGUUUUUUUUUUAAAAGCCAAAGAGUCCCAUAAAAAUUCUCUAAUUUUUAAA
Molecule: messenger RNA, 3405 nt
Organism: Felis catus (domestic cat)
Lineage: Eukaryota; Metazoa; Chordata; Mammalia; Carnivora; Felidae
Gene: LMBRD2
Product: LMBR1 domain containing 2
Exons: 18
Coding region: 437-2548 (703 amino acids)
Biological process (GO): adrenergic receptor signaling pathway
Cellular component (GO): membrane
Source: RefSeq, a predicted model, not a curated record